Anopheles cruzii is the source of this 755-nucleotide messenger RNA. RefSeq lists its product as uncharacterized. Lineage: Eukaryota; Metazoa; Arthropoda; Insecta; Diptera; Culicidae. The annotation marks the transcript as partial. The record is from RefSeq and is a predicted model, not a curated record. The transcript is spliced from 2 exons.
AACACGGCGUGACACAUGUGCAGGUGUUUGUGUGUGUUUGAUUGAGUGCGUUAGCGCGAACGAUCGGCGAGUCUUCAGCGCGGCAGCGGGCGCGAGAGACAUCUACGCCGUACAAAAGACUUGGCCGGCGGGUGAAGCGACGAACCUGACUGCGCGCUGGAAUUUGCCGAUCGCCCCGCACAAGUGACUACCACCACCGCCACCGCCACCGCAGCCCGGCCACCGUACGCACCGUACGCGUGUAGAGGCCCGUGAAGACGGGGCGUGAGCGAUAACCGGACGCGGGAUCGACAGUCGCUCACCGCAAGUGCCACCGUUAGCAUCUCUCGGGCUCCGUGCCGUGCCGUUUUGGUGAUCCCGCGUGAAGUGCGUGCAGUGUGCGCCGCAGUGUUUCCGCAGUGAGUGGUGGGAAGCGAUUACAACCACAAACCGGAGAAGCAGUGCGCGAAAAACAAAAAAAAACAAGAGCCAUGCAUGAUAAGCUGGCGGUGCUGGUGGUUGGCGUGGUGCUGUGUGCCUCGCUGGCCAGCCUCCAGGUGGCGAGGACCGACUUCAGUGAUUAUGAAAUCGAUUACGACGAGGAAGGCUUUUGGAUUGGUCACGGGCUCGGAAGCCGCAAAGAGGGAGAUGAAGUCCUGAAGGUGCUGCACAAAUCGGUAGGCCCAUUCGUGGAGCCCCAAAACGUCACCGUGGUGGAGAAGUUCAGCGCGGCCGAUGGUGAAAGUAUUACGUUUACACAAUUCAACUCGUCUAAG